Homarus americanus (American lobster) is the source of this 486-nucleotide messenger RNA. RefSeq names its product galectin-3-like. The record is from RefSeq and is a predicted model, not a curated record. The transcript has a single exon. The coding region runs from base 1 to 486 and encodes 161 amino acids. NCBI's taxonomy places the organism in Eukaryota, Metazoa, Arthropoda, Malacostraca, Decapoda, Nephropidae.
AUGGGCCUUACCAGGGGCGGAGCCCCUAGGGGCACUUCCAGGGGCGUUGCUUCCAGUGGCUCUAAAGAAACGGCACCUCUCGGAGGCCUCCCAGGGGCGACGGCUCCAGGGGGCCUCCCUGGGGCGGCGCCACUCGGGAGCCUCCCAGGGGCCGUACCUAGGGCGUCGCUCCCAGGAGCGGCGCCACUCGGGAGCCUCCCAGGGGCCGUACCUAGGCGUCGGUCCCAGGAACCCUUCGAGAGGGGCGGCGCCCCCAGGGGUCCUAAGGAAGUGACGUCCUCGGGGGUCCUACCUGGGGCAGUGCCACCAGGGGGCCUUCCUGGGGCGGCGACCCCAGGGGCCCUCCCAUGGGCAUGGCCCCAUGGGGUCCACCCAGGGACGGCAUCUACAGGGACCCUCCCAGGGGGGAUACUCCUAGGGACCCUCCUAGGGGUAGCGAUCUCAGGGGCGGCGUCUACAAGGGGCCUCUCACGACGGCGCUUCUAA